Messenger RNA from Fonsecaea nubica, 2325 nucleotides. RefSeq lists its product as hypothetical. The record is from RefSeq and is a predicted model, not a curated record. Lineage: Eukaryota; Fungi; Ascomycota; Eurotiomycetes; Chaetothyriales; Herpotrichiellaceae. The transcript has 2 exons. Gene Ontology annotation, biological process: DNA-templated transcription; regulation of DNA-templated transcription. Gene Ontology annotation, molecular function: zinc ion binding; DNA-binding transcription factor activity, RNA polymerase II-specific; DNA binding. Bases 1 to 2325 code for a protein of 774 amino acids.
AUGCAUCCAGGAGAAUCACCACCGACGACCUCAUCACCGUUGUCGACUUCGGAUCAACAGAGGACCGGCUCACACAGGCCGGCCACAGACGCGACCGGGGUACGAUCGCGGUCGAACAAAGCAGUUAUUCACCGUCGAGCGACCCAGGCAUGCCUUCGCUGCCGCUCGCGCAAGGUCAGGUGUGAUGUUACCCACAAGGCAGGCUAUUGCACCAACUGUCAGCUGGAUGGGGCAGAAUGCCGAGUCAUCAAGUGCAGGCGGCGUGGCCACAGAACCAGCGACCGCCAUGCCCUGCAUGCUUCACUGGAUUCCGGAUCUAAUCAUCGAAAUGCGAAGAUCGGAGAAGGAGUGUUCAUGAUCGAACGCCUGCCCGAUACACCUGAAGAGGUACGGCACUCGGCCAAUGAUUGGGAAGAACGAGACAGUGUUCAACCAGAUCCAGCUCUCAACAGCUUGCAACAGCCUAUAGUGGGUCCAGGGGAUGCUGGACCCAAGGCUCCAGUGUCUCACGGCUUUCUACUGUCUUUGACAGAGCAGCCGGAGCUUCCGAUCCUGAAUGACACUGCUGGCCAAGUUGAAAGGACGGCCGAUAGAGACGAUGGUCUGCUUUCAGCUCCAUCUACACCACCGCCCCUCCAUCAGGGCGGUUCAGGCUGGCACACAGCCUUGCCGGACUUUAUAGAGGCAUUCCCUGUGCGCACUCCCAACGACCUGGAAUUCUUGCGGCAGAAGUCGGUAUUUGUCUUGCCACCACCGCAGCUUCAACGCGUGAUCAUGGACAGGUUCGCCGAGUUUGUGCAUCCGCUUCUGCCCGUCAUAGAUCUCCCGGCGUUUCGAGGCGCAAUACUAGGGGAGAAGCCCGGACAGAGAGUGUCGUUGCUCCUUUUCCAUGCCGUCAUGUUCGCUGGAGUGGGAGCCGUUGAGAAUGAGAUCAUUCUCCGGCAGGCGUACAUGAGCAAGACCACGGCCAGACAGACGUUCUAUGAAAAGGCAAAGACACUCUUCGAGUUGGAGACGGAGAAGGAUCGCAUCACCAUCUGUCAAGCAUCGCUCUUUCUCAUCGGAUGGGCCAGCAGGAGUAACCUGAAGGACGCCACAUAUUGGCUCGGAACUGCUAUUUCUCAGGCCCAUAUUCUGAAAUUACAUCGAGCGGAGCAUGUCAGUCCAUUGAAACUAUCCAAGCCACAGCGGAAGCGGAAUCUUCGCCGGAUACUGUGGUGGAGUAUUCUCAUGAAAGAAUGCGACCUGUGCAUGUCCAUAGGUCAGCCACCACGCGUGUGGCCAUUCGGUACACCUAUGUUGACCAUGAGCGAUUUUGGUUUGGAGGACACAGGAGCCCUCGGGGUUGAAAGUGUGGUUCCUCAAUCCCAGCAAAGACUCGAUGCGCUUUCCCCAGCGCUCGCGACAGUCUGUAUCUUGAAGGCGAAGCUGUGCUGGCAUAUCUAUCGGAUCAUGCGCAACAUCCACGAGGAUCUUUCUCCUUGGGAUGGUCAGCAAUGCGCCAACCCCUUGCCAUUUUUGAGACAGUACAUGGUCCAAGAACUCUACCGCUGGCGGUCAGACAUUCCCAUCGAGCUCAACAGCAAGAAUCUGCUUCAAGACAGUCUAGGCAGCACUCCCCGCAGUGUCACAUGGGCAGUAUGUGCGGUGGAGCUGAUAUACUGCGCUGCACAUUUUCUUGUUCAUCGGGACGGCAUGCUGGUGGAUGAUAUCUCAGAGCACAUUAGCCCAGACUCCGUCACUGACCGCUGUCCACCCACCGACUACAGCCGGUGCUUUCUGCGCCAGGCGGCAAACGAAACAGCUGAGAUCCUGGAAGGUGUUAUUGACUGCGGACUGGCGAUGUUCCUACCUCCCUCUGCCCUGAUCAAUAUCUGCCUAGCCGCCUCAACCUUCUUCCGCGAUGCCAACAGUGGCGACGCAAGCACGCGCAAGACCAACCUCCACAAGUUGGAUAUGUGCAUCAAAGUCUCGAACAUGCUUGCCGACAUGGCUCCGAGCAUGCGGGAGGUUGUAACCAAAAUGCAGGACGCGAGAUCGGUGUUUCAAACUCGGCCAUCUCGCUCAGGGCCGGCAUUGAACUCCGGCUAUGCACAGCCUUCUAAUUUGACACUGACCAGCGCUCACUUGGAGGACAGGUGUGGGAUAGACCAUCAAUCGUUAUCAGGGAGCACGAUGGAGAUCAACAAUACUGGGGUAGAGGAUCGCAAUGCUUCCAGUGGCUACCCAGCCCCAGUUUCAUACGAAUGGAACUUGGAGGAAGAUUUUGGUUUUGCGGGACAUGCUUUGCUAGAUUUUGAUCUCAACGGCUACACAUGGGCAUAG